Molecule: messenger RNA, 2616 nt
Organism: Ostrinia nubilalis (European corn borer)
Lineage: Eukaryota; Metazoa; Arthropoda; Insecta; Lepidoptera; Crambidae
Product: protein ovarian tumor locus-like
Exons: 12
Coding region: 57-2033 (658 amino acids)
Source: RefSeq, a predicted model, not a curated record
GUACGCCUGGAUUGUGUGCAGUUCAUGGCUUCAAAAAGACAUCUUUUUGAAGGGAAAUGUCCAAUGCGUCUGAAUGGGGAAGUUUCAUUGAAAUAUCAGCCAUGAGCCAUUUAUAUAGACGUGACUUUAUUAUUUUCGAAGCAAAUAAUGGUCCCCAAACGAAAAUUUGUAAUGGCUAUGGUAACACAAUAUAUUUGUUUCAUUCGCCUGAAACGAAGCAUUUUGAUGUGGUGUACACUAAAGAAUUCAUAACCACAUCUUCAUAUUGCCAGUCUUUGGUCUAUGAAAUACUUUAUGAUGGUGUGUACCAACUGAAAGACUUGCCAUAUGCUGUUGAUAAAAUGCUCCAUGAUAAAGUUCCCACAAACCACAUUGAGUACUUCAUGUCAGAAAAUGUUGAGCGCCGUAAAAAGCAAAAAGAAAGAGCUAAGAUCUUUAUUGAAGCGACUACUGAUGAUAACAAAGACAGGAAUAAUGCUGUUGCAUUGAAAUGUAAACAUCACACAGAAGACCUAGAACGAGCGAGCCUUUUGAAAGAGUCUCUCAGUAUUUUUGUGUUUAACCGCAGCCUUAUUCAACUAGAAAACGUCUGCAUGAACUGUCUGAAUGUAAACAGCGCAAAAGACCUGCUUGAUAAUGGCAUCACACCUUUUCCGUAUAAAGUAGCAAAAGCUUUAGACCCGGACAUCUAUCGGAACAUCGAGUUCGAUGUUUGGAGUGAACUACGACGAGAGUUGCGUUAUGGGGCUAGGUACUCGGACGGGAGUACACUGCAAGUGGGCGUUAAGUGCCUCGUUAAGAUAGAGCCCGAGCAGAGUGGGCCUUACCACUGCCACAUUCAGGAGAUGCGCCCGGACGGCGGGCCGUGCCUCGUGUUUAUCGAGGAGCUGGGCGAGAAGCGCGUCGUCAACUACGACCAGCUGGAGCCUUUGCCCCAGGAGGAGCUCCGGCCGUGGGCGCCGCCCUACCGGUACUCCCGGGCUAACUCACAGUUCUUGACUUUAAGCCAAAUGUUGCAGCAAAUAGGCAACAUCACCCGAAAACAAGGGCUGAACAAAGCUAAGAAUAAGCCGAAGAGUGGUGCUGAAGACCUCAAAAGCCCUGACAAGGCCAGUCCCCAAAAACUAAGCAAGAUGUCUUGGGACGACGAAAAGCCACCAGAAGACAUGGCCCAAUAUGUGAACGAAAAUAUUGACUUCUCUGCGUAUCAGCACUUGGAUUUUAUUAAUUUCGAUUCUGUUGAAGUCGACGCACUGCCCCUGAUGGUGGACUGCCGGCCGGCCGCGGGGCCCGCGCCCCACGACAUCGCGCACUCGGCGCCCAACGGGGCCCCGCCUGAAGCUCACCAGAACCAGGCGGCGGCCAACAACGAGAUGGGUGCGCACGGGAUAACGUCUCCCGCCUCCGUGCGAGCAUCAACCCCAGCCACCAGCAACGCGCUCACCCCCUAUACAGGCGGUAAUCCCCCGGGCGGAGUGGGAGGUCCCGGGCCUGUGUAUUCCAACGUGGGCUUCGCUGGAGGCGUGGGGACUGUCGGUGUCAACGGGAUGGGCGGCAUGGCGCCCGCCGGCGUGGGCCCGGGCCCGGCGCCGGUUUUCGGCGGGGUGGGCGGCGUGAACUGCGCGCCAUACAUGUGCGGCAAGCUGCUGUGGUGCGCCGCGCAGUCGCCGCCGCCGCACGCGCCGCACCCGCCGCCGCCGCCGCCGCCGCACGGCGUCAACCCGCACGUGUUUAAGAGCGUGCAGGCCAACGGCGCUGAUCUGCCCAUGAAUGACAUCCCGACGCUGCGUUACUACUUCAACCUGGGCGUGGAGUGCAUGUGGGCCGCCUACGGCCCGCCGCCGCCGCACCACCCGCCGAGACACUACUCGCCGCGCGACCUGGCCCAGGACAUGCAGCAGAUGGCGAUCCACGACGGGCGCGCGCUGCCGCACGCGGGCGGCGAGCAGAACCACAAGCACGCGCCGCGCGACAACAAGCCGCCGCUCGCGCAGGGCAAGGGCGCGCAGCGGCCGCUGCUGGGCCCGCGGUGAGUGUCACACACCACAAGCAGGACCACAAGCACGCGCCGCGCGACAACAAGCCGCCGCUCGCGCAGGGCAAGGGCGCGCAGCGGCCGCUGCUGGGCCCGCGGUGAGUGUCACACACCACAAGCAGGACCACAAGCACGCGCCGCGCGACAACAAGCCGCCGCUCGCGCAGGGCAAGGGCGCGCAGCGGCCGCUGCUGGGCCCGCGGUGAGUGUCACACACCACAAGCAGGACCACAAGCACGCGCCGCGCGACAACAAGCCGCCGCUCGCGCAGGGCAAGGGCGCGCAGCGGCCGCUGCUGGGCCCGCGGUGAGUGUCACACACCACAAGCAGGACCACAAGCACGCGCCGCGCGACAACAAGCCGCCGCUCGCGCAGGGCAAGGGCGCGCAGCGGCCGCUGCUGGGCCCGCGGUGAGUGUCACACACCACAAGCAGGACCACAAGCACGCGCCGCGCGACAACAAGCCGCCGCUCGCGCAGGGCAAGGGCGCGCAGCGGCCGCUGCUGGGCCCGCGGUGAGUGUCACACACCACAAGCAGGACCACAAGCACGCGCCGCGCGACAACAAGCCGCCGCUCGCGC